This is a messenger RNA of Dimorphilus gyrociliatus, 986 nucleotides long. The record is from the annotation of a GenBank genome assembly. Lineage: Eukaryota; Metazoa; Annelida; Polychaeta; Dinophilidae.
AAAAAUAACUGGUGCGGCGUGACCACGAAAUAUACGAUUUCAAAUCGUAGCUUAUAUUUUUAUAAUAACGCAUGGCAAAACCGAUCGCCGAAAAAUUAUUGAAUACAAUCGAUUGUAAGCAGAAUGCUGUUCGGGCAGUGCGAUACAAUACUGAUGGUCAAUAUUGUAUGACUUGCGGGAGUAAUAAUCAAUUGAAAUUAUGGAACCCAAAACGAGGGAGUCUGUUGGCUACAUAUUCAGGCCAUGGUCAGGAAGUCAUGGAUGCUGCUGCAGCCUGCGAUAAUGCUCAAUUAGUGUCCUGUGGCCUAGAUAAAAAUGUCAUAUUAUGGGAUGUAGCAGAUGCAAGGGUUGUUAGGAAAUUUCGAGGACAUGCUGGUUGUGUAAAUUGUGUAAGAUUUAAUGAAGAAGCUACAAUAGUAAUAUCUGCCUCAUUGGACGGUUCAGUACGAAUAUGGGACUGUAAGAGCAAUCGAGUAAUUCAAGUUUUAGAUGAAGCAAAAGAUAGUGUGACGAGUUUAUGGAUAAAUAAUCAUGAAAUCUUAACUGGCUCAGUUGACGGACGUCUUCGUAAAUACGACAUAAGACAAGGUCAACUAUUUGAAGAUUACUUAGGAAGACCAAUAAAUUGCGUGUCAAUGACAAGGGAUGAACAGUGUUUGUUGGCCUCGUCUCUUGAUAGUACAGUUAGACUCUUUGAUAAACAAACAGGAGAAUUAUUAAACAGCUACGAAAGUCACAAAAAUACUCAAUUUAAAAUCGACUGUUGCUUAAACAAUUUCGACACUCAUAUCAUUUGUGGGUCUGAGGACGGAUGCGUUUAUACUUGGGACCUAGUUAAGGCAACUGUCACUGUUAAACUACUUCACAAAGGUGUUGGAGUAGUCUCAUCACUUUCUCCUCACCCAUCUGAACCGAUGCUUCUAACAGCCGCAGAGAAAAAAGUAUUUUUGUGGGGUCCUAAAGAUGACGAUGAACAAACUACUUAA